ACCCCCCGGAGCAACUGGCAUUAGUACAGAAAGGCGUUUUUUCGGUCGUGGAGUGAACGCUGUCGAGCAGAUUCUCGCGAACGAGGACAUCUCGCUCCGGAAAAGAAGGGCCUUUUUUUUUAAUUUCUUUUCGCACAGAAGGGGGGGAAGGUGUUCGGCGUCUCGGCACCACGACGUGCCGUUCAAGUAGUUCACCCCUAAACCAAGAGAGCGAUUAGGCUUGUGUUUAUGUCUUUAUUUCGUGAAAACGAGCUGUUGCGCAGCCGUUGGUACCUGUGUCGAGGAAACCUAACCAACAAGCGGGGAACUCGCAGCCUCAGUGGCGCAAACUUUUUCAUGUCAGAGACCGAGUACACUUGCAAUUGUUUAUGUCAUCCAUUCUUCUCCAGACAGAAGAUACCAAAAAAUUCAAUUCAAAGAUCUUUUCACUUUACUCAUAAAUCUAAUAGUAAACCAGAAUGGCUGUCAAUGUCAACCGCAGUGUUUCUGACCAGUUCUAUCGGUACAAAAUGCCCCGUCUGAUUGCUAAGGUCGAGGGCAAAGGGAAUGGAAUAAAGACCGUAAUAGUCAACAUGGUUGACGUUGCCAAGGCGCUUAAUCGGCCUCCAACGUAUCCCACCAAGUUUUUUGGUUGUGAGCUGGGAGCUCAGACCCAGUUUGAUUUAAAGAAUGACCGUUAUAUUGUGAAUGGAUCUCAUGAGGCGAAUAAACUGCAAGACAUGCUGGAUGGAUUCAUUAGAAAAUUUGUUCUUUGUAAUGAGUGUGAGAAUCCUGAAACUGACCUGCAUGUCAAUCCAAAGAAACAAACCAUUGGCAUCGCUUGUAAAGCCUGUGGAUACAGAGGCAUGCUUGACACACGUCACAAGCUCUGCACAUUCAUUCUAAAAAAUCCUCCUGAAAAUGGGGAUGGUGGCUCAGCUAAGAAAGAAAAAGAAAAGAGAAACAAGAAGGGGAAAGAUAAAGAAAACGGAUCUGUUUCUGAAACAUCCACACGUAAUGAAUUUGAUGCUCCAGAUGUAGUGGAUCGAGAGGAUGAUGAUGAUGACUGGUGUGAAGAAACAACAGAAGAGGCCCAGCGCCGUAGAAUGGGUGAGAUCAGUGAACAUGCCAAAAACUUAACUCUCAGUGAGGACCUGGAGAGACCAUUGGAGGAGAGAGUGAACCUGUUCUAUGCCUUUGUCAAGCAAAAGAAAGAAGAGGGAAUCAUUGACUCUGCUGAUAAGGACCUUCUGUCAGAAGCUGAAAGGCUGGAUGUAAAAGCCAUGGGCCCCCUCAUAUUGAGCGAGCUGCUUUUUGAUGAGAACAUAAGAGAGCAAAUCAAGAAAUACAAACGUCACUUUCUGCGUUUCUGCCAUGGCAACAAAAAAGCUCAGAAGUAUCUCCUUGGUGGCUUUGAGUGUUUGGUGAAAAUGCAUAGGGAUCAACUACUUCCCAGAGUUCCUCACAUCCUGAAGCAGCUGUAUGAUGCUGAUCUCCUGGAAGAAGAGGUCAUCCUUGCCUGGGCUGAAAAGGUUUCGAAAAAGUAUAUCCCAAAGGAGCUCGCCAAAGAGAUACAUGCAAAAGCUGACCCAUUUGUUAAGUGGUUGAAAGAAGCUGAAGAAGAGUCUGAAGAGGAAGUGGAGGAAGAUGAUGAAGAGAAAGAUGUGGAGGUUGUUUACGACAGUUCUGCAAGGGAACUGAAAGUGGAAACAGUGAAAACCGUAAAGCCAGGAAAGGAGGAAGAUGAUAUAGACAUUGAUGCUAUUUGAUGUGUUGCUUUGUUGUGCAAAAGUUUUCUUCUGUUGAGGAUUUCUUGCAGUGGAAAGUCACUUGUAAUGAAGAAAUAAGCCCAUAAAUCGGUCUCUGCUGUAACAAAUUCUUCAAUGGAAAUAGUGAUGCUUCUUCUGCCACUUUAGAAUUCUUAAAAUGGCAUGUCCUGGGUCUAAACUGUCUGACCAAUUACCUAACAUUAGCAGCUUAUUUGUGACACUUUUGUCUUGAUAUUGGGCACUAAAUUCUGGAUUUGCUGCACGUUUAUACAGGGAUGUGAAAUGCAAAUAAAGGGGAUUGCGUUCUGUA
Molecule: messenger RNA, 2058 nt
Organism: Callorhinchus milii (elephant shark)
Lineage: Eukaryota; Metazoa; Chordata; Chondrichthyes; Chimaeriformes; Callorhinchidae
Gene: eif5
Product: eukaryotic translation initiation factor 5
Exons: 12
Coding region: 459-1748 (429 amino acids)
Biological process (GO): formation of cytoplasmic translation initiation complex; translational initiation; formation of translation preinitiation complex
Cellular component (GO): cytosol
Molecular function (GO): eukaryotic initiation factor eIF2 binding; GDP-dissociation inhibitor activity; translation initiation factor activity
Source: RefSeq, a predicted model, not a curated record